GGGCUCCAAACUCUAUAAUAGGUUUGUGGAGACAUAUGAUGCACACUUCAUGAAUGUCACUCGUGUGAGGUGGAAUCCCUUCCAUGCUGAUGUCUUCAUCUCUUGCAGCUGGGACUGGAUGGUCAAAAUUUGGGAUCAAACUAUGAAGUCUCCCAUGUUCACCUUUGAAUUAGAAAUUGGAGCUGCAGUGACAGAUGUGGCCUGGGCUCCAUAUUCCUCCACUGUCUUUGCUGCUGUCACCACUGAAGGAAAGAUCCAUGUGUUCGACCUCAGCAUCAACAAAUAUGAGGCUCUCUGCCAGCAAAAAGUGGUGUCCAAGAAGACCAAGCUCUUCAACAUUGAAUUCAACCCUGUCCAUCCCAUCAUCAUCGUGGGCGAUGGCCACGGCCAUGUCACCAGCCUCAAGCUCUCUCCCAACCUUCGCAAGAAGCCUAAGGACAAGAAGGGUCAAGAAUUGCCGAUGAGUCCGGAGGCGGAAAAAGCAAAGAUGGAGCAACUGUUGAGCUUACUGAGAUAGCCUGGGAACAAUCAGCAGAACUGAGGCACAGCUAAAUUUAAAUUUAAACAUUUGAACUAUCUAUUGCCUAGAAAUGUGAGAGUAGCCAAAAAUAGUCUUACUGUAGCCUGUAAUAUAUGCCAUAACUUUGUUAAACUCGAUUUGUAUGGAUAUUUCACUGUAUUUAUUAAACAUUCAUAAUCAUAAAUCUACUGUUUAUGCCAAAAAACACAAUAAAACAUAAAAAUUU
Molecule: messenger RNA, 746 nt
Organism: Sinocyclocheilus grahami
Lineage: Eukaryota; Metazoa; Chordata; Actinopteri; Cypriniformes; Cyprinidae
Product: dynein intermediate chain 1, axonemal-like
Exons: 4
Coding region: 50-517 (155 amino acids)
Biological process (GO): cilium movement; outer dynein arm assembly
Cellular component (GO): outer dynein arm
Molecular function (GO): dynein heavy chain binding; dynein light chain binding
Source: RefSeq, a predicted model, not a curated record